Molecule: messenger RNA, 9477 nt
Organism: Octopus sinensis (East Asian common octopus)
Lineage: Eukaryota; Metazoa; Mollusca; Cephalopoda; Octopoda; Octopodidae
Product: protein diaphanous homolog 2
Exons: 27
Coding region: 126-3401 (1091 amino acids)
Biological process (GO): actin filament polymerization; actin cytoskeleton organization
Cellular component (GO): cytoplasm; actin filament
Molecular function (GO): actin binding; small GTPase binding; microtubule binding
Source: RefSeq, a predicted model, not a curated record
UUGGUUAUUAUAUUAAAAUGGCGCUUGUAGACCAAUAUAAAUAGGUCCAGUUCGUCCGUAAAACAAUUAGGUUGCUCAUUAAAAAAAGCUGAAAAUUACGAAUUGUCGUGUAUCCAAACAAAAAUAUGGAUAAAAAAAGGAUCAGUUUUCUUGAUUCAAUAUUUCGGCGUAAUGUUAGUCCUCAUCCAAGUAAAGAAGAUGAACACAAUGGGAUUGAGAGUCCACCAGAUAGUCUUUCAGAGCUUGAAUUCAGUCAAAAAUUUGAAGCAUUUCUUAAUGAAUUAAAUCUAAAUGAAGAAAAGAAGGCUCCGUUAAGAAACAAAUCUAUUGAGGAGAAGAAAAAGAUGCUUGAUAUUCAAGAUGAAAAGAAAAAAAUGCUCGAAAGUCAAGCAAAGAGUAGUAAACAAAAUAUCCUUAGAACACCAGAACAUUUUAUUGCAUCUCUUCAAGAUCCCAAUCUUAAAGGGGAAAAACGAUUGAAAGUUUUAGAAUCUGCACGAGUAUCUUUAUCAAGCAAUCCAGUCAGUUGGGCUAUAGAAUUUGGUUCAAAUGGUCUGAAUGAAAUCCUUCGAAAUCUUACUUAUUGUUGCGACCUCAAACAGGAGCGAAGGAGUACAUAUGAAUGUGUGAGAUGCUUGAAAGUUUUUAUGAAUAAUCAGGUUGGUUUGCUCAAAUUCAUCAAUCAUGAAGAAGCCUUAACAAUUUUAGCAAGAACCAUAGAUCCUUCUGAUGCAACUACAAUGUUAGAAGCUGUUAGGCUUAUAGCUGCCAUUUGCUUGGUAACACCAUCAGGUCAUGAUAAAGCUUUAGAAGGAAUUACCUCAUGUGCUGAAAUACGAUCACAGCCUAGAUUCCAGCCUAUUAUCAAGGGGCUUGAAAUGACAGACAACUUACCAAUGCAGGUUGCUUGUAUUCAGUUAGUCAAUGCCAUUGUGUCUACACCUGAUGAUUUAGAAUUCAGAAUACAUCUUAGAAAUGAAUUUAUAAGAACUGGUCUCAAUAACAUCUUAGAGAAAUUUGAUAAACAACCACAAGAAUUUGAAGAUUUGAAAACCCAAUUGCAUGUUUUCCACACACAAGCAGAGGAAGAUUCUGAAGAUUUUUUCCAAAGAUAUGAGAAUAUCAAAAUUGAAUUAUCGAAUAUUGAAGACUGCUAUGGUUUACUAAUGAAUAGUAUCAACAAUACUCCCAGCUCAACCUACUUUUUGUCAAUCCUGCAACAUUUUUUAUUGAUCAGAGAAGAAUCAUAUGUUAAACUUGAAUAUUUUAAAUUAAUUGAAGAAUGUGUGAGUCAGAUUAUUUUGCACAAACAUGGUAUGGAUCCUGAUUUCAGUUACACAAAACGAUUUGAACUGGAUAUUGAAGACUUGUUAGAGCAAAUAUCAAAUGAUAAAGUUGGUGAAGAUAAUGCAAAAAUUGAAGAAAUGAAUAAAAAGCUUGAAUUAGAACUGACUGCCCGGCAAGAAGCAGAGGCCAAGUUCUUAACACUACAAGAUAAAAUGAAAGAAUUAGAAACUGAAAAUAUCCAAAUGAAAGAAAAGAUUAAUUCAGGAAUUGGUGCUAUGAUUAACAAAACUAUUGGUGGGUCUGGUGGAAAUAUUCCCGUACCUCCUGCACCUCCCUUACCUGGUGGUCCUUCAGUCCCUCCUCCACCUCCACUACCCAACAUGGGUGCAAAUGUUCCACCUCCACCACCAUUACCUGGUGGUGCUCCAAGAGCUCCUCCCUUACCUGGCAGCAUACCCAGAGCACCACCUCCACCUGGUGCGCCCAGAGCACCACCUCCACCUGGUGCGCCCAGAGCACCACCUCCACCUGGUGCGCCAAGAGCACCACUUCCACCUGGAGCACCCAGAGCACCACUUCCUCCUGGCCUUCCUGGACUAGGUGUGAAGAAUGAAAAAACAUUACCAAGGCGGAAGAAAUACAAUGUUGAUGUGAAGAUAAAAAGAAUCAACUGGACACAAGUAAAUGUGAGAAACUUUCAUGAAAACUCAUUUUGGGCACAAAUCAAUGAAGAGAAAUUUGCUAAUGACAGACUCAUAGAUGAAAUCAGAAACAGAUUCAGUGUAAAAGCCCAGGAAUCUUGUCCAAUGGGAACAGAGAAAGCAGCUGUUAAAGAAAAACCAAUGAAGAAAACAAAAGAAUUAAAAGUUUUGGAUUUAAAAUCAGCACAAAAUUUAUCUAUAUUAUUAGGUUCUGUGAAACUACCUUAUGAAGAAAUCAAGAGGUGCAUACUAGAGGUUGACCUCGAUAAUCUUUCUCAACAUAUACUUGAACAACUUCUGAAUUAUCUACCACCACAAGAUGCUAUAAAUCAACUGGGUACCAUGAAAGAUAACUAUGAUGAACUAGCUGAAUCAGAACAAUUUAUGGUUGUGAUAUCAGAUAUCAAAUCUGUAAAUCAAAGAGUAUCAUCACUAUUAUUUCGAGUGAAGUAUGAAGAAAUCAUUAAUGACAUCAAGCCUAGUAUUGUAGCCACAACACAAGCAUUUGACCAAGUUAGAAGCAGUGCAAAGUUUUCCAGUAUAAUGACAUUGAUAUUAAGUAUUGGCAAUUAUAUGAAUACUGGGUCGAGAAAUGCUGAAUCAAUAGGUUUUGAAAUAUCUUACCUCAAUAAGUUGAAAGAUACUAAAACACAAGAUGGAUCCAUGACAUUAUUACAUUUUAUUGCACAAAUUGUACAAGAUGAUUAUCCAGAAUUAGAAAAGUUCGGAGAUGAUCUCACUUAUAUAGAGAAGGCAUCGAAAUCUUCUGAUGAUCAAUUACAAAAGAACUUGAAAGGCUUUAAAAAGAAUUUGAACCAACUGGAAUUAGAUUUAAAAAAUGCUGCUAAUUCAAAGCUUCAAGGAGAUAAAUUUGUAGAAAAACUUGAACCGUUCCUGGACGAAGCCAAAACUCAGUAUGAUGUGUUGAACACUAUGUAUAAACAGAUGGAUAUGAAAUACACAGAACUUGCAAAUUAUUUUUCUUUUGAUAGAAAAAAAUAUGCAUCUGAAGAAUUUUUUCAUGACGUAAAGGAAUUUCAAAGUAGCUUUGAUCAAGCUUUGAAGGAAAACAAGCAACAAAAAGAAACACUUGCAAACAUAGCACGAGCAAAAGAGGCUAAAGAAGCCCGAGAACGAGAACGAAAAGAAAAGUUGCAGCGGCAAAAGCAGUUUAUGGAUGUUAAUGCAGGUUUGUUUGAUGAACCAAAUCAUGGAGUUGUUGACAAUCUCUUGGAGGCACUAACGAGUGGUUCAGCUUUUAAUAUGAACCGAGAAAAGCGAGAAGGAAAACGACGAGCUCCACGCCCAGGAGACAGACCAUCUAUACUUUCAAGAUCCAGGCGUCAGGGUCGUUGUUCAGCUAUGGUUACUAAAAUAACUGAUACUGAGGUGCUGAGAGACGGGCUCACAUAAGACCCCGCGUCUGUAUGACCCGAGAAACAAGUGGCACGUCAGUUUGUUGAUACCUUAAGCAAUAAAAGAAUUUUGCCAUUUUAUAUAUUCCCUUUCUUCUGAGUAACGGAAACUGAUUAAAAAAACGAAAGAUAAUCAAGUCAUCCAAUGUAUAAAAAUACAUGUUAAUUUAAUCUUCUAAUUGUUCAUCUCAAAAGCAAAAGUUUUUAAAUGAAAUUAAUAAAUGUGAGGGAAUGCAGGGAAAAAAAUUCAGUCAUUUUUAUGAUUAAGUUUUUUCAUGUAUUUCUUAAGAAUUUUUAGUUUUUUUUUUUUUUUCAAUACCCCCACAAAGUCAUUCAUAAAACUCAGAAUAUAUAUCUGAUGUUUAUUUUGGCUUAAGUUUCUCUAGACACGUGACAUAAUGUAAAGUUUCACACAUCUGUGCUCAUGUCAAACUUUCAAAAAUAUACUGAAAUGCAAGUGUAAUUUGUAUGUCUAUCUGUGUGUGUAAAAGAAAUAGGCAAAGAGAUAUGAAUAAUUAUGGAUGUUAAAAUUAUAAUUCAAACUUUCAUUAAUCAUUGCAUUUUGGAAAUAAAAAAAAAAUAGGGACCAAUAUGAGAUGUAUGGAUGAGUUCCUGUCACAAUCUAAAAUUCUCCUUUGCAAUAUUUUAAUGCAUUUUUCACUCUAUAAGCCAAAUUUGUGCACUACCACUGCACACUCUUAUGUGAAUAAAACUUUAAGCAGACAAGGUUCAUAGCUUGUUCUGCUGCAACUUGAAAGUUUUAUUAUCAUUUAGUUAACUUCAUUAACAUUGAAAAUAGAUGUUGUGUCAAAGGUUGUUGUUUUCAAUGCUCGUUAGUUCCAGAUCAGCAUUGAUGAAGCAAAUUGGCUAUCAAAAUUGUUCCAGAUAUGACUAGCCUAAUUUGUUUUCUACAGUUUUUUAUGUUCAUAAACUUUUGCCAUUCAUCUCAUAAACAACAAAGCAGUGUAGAGCAUAAUUUUCAGUGCAUUGCUUUUGACCAAAGAUGAGCUUGCAUCAUCAUAUCUUUUUGGAAACUUUAACCAGCUUGUGGAAAAGUUGCAAGCUCUAUUAUGUAGAUACCAUUGAGAGAUUCAAAAUGUGAAGUGCAAGACUUUGGUAAGGUAAUGUAGGACUGUGAGGUCUGUCUAAACUAAGGUCAACAAAUACUUAUAUUUUUUUCAGACAUUGUUUAUAGAACUAUAUAUAUCCUUCCUUCUUUGCAAUGGCAGAAUGUGAUGUAUGAGAGAUUUGACUGCUGUUUCUUAAAGGUUGGUGGGUUCACUCUUCUAUGCUUAUGUAGAAAUUGCCUCAGUAGGUUGUAGAAGAUGACAUUGUUGGUAUAAUUAUUCCAUUUCAGAAUAACAGUAACUUAACUAAAAGAACUUUGUUCAAAGAGCAACAGCUUUUGCUGAUGUGAAAGAUAUAGUCACACAUACACAUGUGAUCCGUGCAAGAGUGGAAAAAUGAGAAUUAAAAUGAUGAUAAUGAUAUUCACAUGUCCAUACACACACAUAAAUAUAGAUAUAAUUGUGUGCAGAUGAGCGUGUGUGUGUUUAUAUAUAUAUAUAUAUAUAUAUAUAUAUAUGUGUGUGUGUGUGUGUAUAAACUUUUUUGUUCUCCAUUUUUUUCCUUUCAACCCUUUCUGUUAAAGAGCAUAGGCUCAAAAUGUCAAAGAUUUUUGCAUUCUUUUCAAGCAUCAAUCUAAUACACCUGCAUGUUGUUUUGUCACUUGUUUUUGUCUUUUGUUUUCUGCAGAGUAGUUGAUGUUUGGAAGGGCAUCCAGCCAUAAAAUCCCUGCCAAAACAGAUACAGUAGCCCAGAGUAGUCUUCUACCUGGCUGGCUCCUGUCAACCGUCCUACCCAUGCAUGCAUGGAAAAUGGAUGUUAAAUGAUGAUGAUGUAUACACACACACACUGAUUUGCUUAAUAGAAAUGAGGGAAGAAUAAAUCAGUAAAUGCUGCAGAGUAUACAGUUUAUGUAAAAUGAAUGUUUCUCUUGGGAUCUUCAGGUGAAAUCUUCAUUGAAUAAAUAAUGGUAUAAUCAGCUAAAACUAAAAUGUUAUUUUGAAAAGCUGCAAUGCAAAACUUGAUAUAAACAUCUUGAAAACUCAGCUCUUUUUAUUAUUGUUAUUUUAUUGUAACUAUGCUUUAUGUAUUAAGUGUCCUUGCUGUAUAUUAACAAGGAGAUAUCUUUUGUCUUUUACUUUUUUCAUUCAUUGGACUGUUGCCAUGCUGGGGCACAACCUUAACUCCAGCACUUAUUUUUUUAAGUCAGGUACUUUUUCUUUCAAUAUCUUUUUUGAACCACUAAGUUAUGGGGGCACAAGCAAAUGAACAUUGGUUGUCAAGCAGUUGAUGGAGGCAAACAGACAUAUAUAUUUUACAGCUUCCACACAGUUUCUGUCUACAAAGAUGACCCAGAAGGCAUUAGUCAGCCUAAAGCUAUAGUUGAAGACACUUGCUCAUGUUGCUGUGCCAUGGGCUGAACCCAAAACCAUGUAGUUGUAAAACAAGCUCCUUAACUGCAAAGCCAUACCUGCACACACACACACACACAUAUGUAUAUAUACAUAUAUAUGCAUAUUAAUGUAUUAUUAAUGUGUGCAUGUAUAUAUGUAGGUAUGUGUAUUUAUUCUUUUGCUUGUUUCAGUCAUUGAACUGUAGCUGUACUUUAGCAUCUCUUCAAAGGGUUCAGUCUAAGCCUGGUAUGUUUUCUGCCAGUUUCUUUCUGUCAAAUUUUUAUUACGACAUAAGCAAACACUGGUUAUCAAGUGGUGAGAAACAAACGUGCACACACACACACGCAUACACACACACACACAUGAUGAGCUUCCAUAGUUUCUAUCUGCCAGAUGCACUUGUAAAGUAUUGGUUGACCUGAGACCCUAGUAAAAGAAGAAAACUUCUUAACACAUAGCAAUACCUUUGUGUGAUUGAGAACUGAGGCUGUAUUUCUGGGUUCAAUCGAACCAUGAACAAAGAAGAUUUCUUAACCUUACACCCAUGCCCACACCUAAGUUUUGUGAAGAUAGUCUCAAAAACGAAUUUAGCAUUCAAAGCAUGAAGUAAAAGACAAUCAUGCAGAUAUUAACUUUUAAUGCUCAUUUUUGCUGAAUUACUAUGAUAAAAAAUAGACAAAAUAUUGGAAUGAACUAGGUCAAUCAGGUCUCUCAUAAUACAUAAAUUAUGUAAAUACUGUAUUUUAUACAUGAAGUCUUAGCAUGCAAAAAUUGAUACAAAAUGAAUUUGAGCAAAACUAUAAUUGUUAUGUCUGAUACAGUGAUGUAUGGCAAAUCAAGGGUAACUACUGUCUAAUGUGUAUGAAAAAUGAAUUUGACUUCAAUGAACUAAUACUGUAUUAACUUAAGGUGAAUGAAAACAUUGAAUUUGCUCUGGCAUUUACCAUAUAGCAUUUAAUCUAGCUCUCUAUUAUUUGCACUAACUAUACCAUCCUCAUGCAUAAAUUGUUACAAGUGAGAGAUAUACACUUAUCUAUUCUAGAUAUUGUAUCUUAUAUCUAAUAAGGAGAAUGAAGAAUUUGAACAUUCAAACUUUAUGUUCAUUUCCAGUUAGCUUAUUCAUAAUAAUUGUCUGACACGUGUUUCAGUUGUACUAAUUGCAUAUUGUUGCAUAUUUAUAUGCAGCAGCAUAUAGAUAUAUGCACACACUCACAGAGUCUGAAGUUUUGACUGAUGUGACCCAAAAAUGUGAAAAUGACAACCAUUCAGUUGCUAAACUCACAGGGAUUUUGUAUUAUUGCUAUUUCAAAAUAAUUUUAAAAUUGUCCUGAAAUAUAUUCUUAGAUAAAACUCUCUCAUAUCCUCUGUGGUGUGUUACAUAUUUUCUUCAUUUUUACAAAUAUUGCAACUCCUAAGAUUUAAAGACAUUGAGUUAGAUAACGAUUGAUGAUUAUUGAAGUAAGAAAAAAUUAUAUACUGAUCUUGUGUGAGUUACAUGCACCACUGAUACUGGUAUUAUCAUUGGAAAAUGUUUAACUAUAAUAUAAUUUAAUUCACCUCCCCUGUAAAUUUUCAACCUCUGUACAGUAAACCACCAAACUAUGAAUCAAAGAGGGAAACCUCUAUACUAUUCCUAGAAAAAGCAGUCAAAUUUCCUUUAAAAAUAUUUCUUUUCUUUUGUUAACUUGCUACAAAUUGAUCAGAACUUGAUCACUGAUGAGAUUAUCUAUCUUCAAUUUACAAGAAUUAAUAAUAAUUAUAAUAAUGGUUUCACAUUUUGUUACAAUGCCCAGAAAUUUGGGGGAGGAGAUAAGUUAAUUGCAUCAACCCCAGUGCUCAGCUGGUAUUUAUUUUAUAUUGACCCUGAAAGAAUGAAAGGGCCUGGGAUUUAUUUUAUAUUGCCCCUGAAAGAAUGAAAGGCAAAGUCAACUCAGGUGGAACUUGAAAUCAGCACAUAAAGACAGAUGAAAUGUCAAACACGAUUAGAAGAGCACAGCCUGUAGUAAAACAGAUUGACUUUAUUUAUUGAACAAUAUUUCAACAGCACAUCUGUCUUCCUCAGAUUCAAAAUGAGUCAAGAAUGAUGAAAAAUUAUGAUACACAAAUAUUUAGCUGGACUAUAUAUACUAUGCUUCUUCCUAGACACAAAAAGACUUCAAGUUUCAUUUGUCCAUAACUGGUUUAAACAAGAAAAAAGUAAAAAAAAGGAAAGAACUGUUAUCAAAUGUUUUGUAUAAGUCUAAUGGAAUUCUGUAAUUUUGUUCAUCCCCUUAGAAUAUGACACAAAUAACUCACAAAUAUAUUUAUCUUCACAUGUUUUGAGGAUUGAAAGUUUGGUAGAGACAGAAUAUUUUCUAGGAAUGUGUAAUUUAAGUUGUUCAUUAAAGUUACAAUCGUUUGUAGUGACAUGCUCAGCAAGUUCCAUCGAAACAGUGUUAUAGUUCCUGACAUUAUAUUUAUGGCCAUUUUUUUUUUUUUUAUGUGCAGCCAACAAGAUUUUUAACUUGAGGAAGAGACAUAGUGUUGAAAUAUUGUUCUAAAAACAUAGUAAAGCUGUAUUUUGUUACACCUCAUGCUCUUCUAAUUGUGUAUUUACCUUCGUAAAGAAUUAAAUGAAUCUUCGUAAAUAACAAUAAGAAGAGUACGAUGUGAUUUGUAAUAGAGAUUGUUUAUUUACCUUCAUGAAGAGUUACAUCAAUCUUUAUAAAUUAUCAAAAUCUAUAGAUGAUGAUAAUAACAGAUUCAAAUUUUGGCACAAGGUCAGUAAUUUUAGGGGAUAUAGUAAGUUUAUUACAUUGACCCCAAUGCUUAAAUGGUACUUAUUUUAUCAAUCCCAAGAUGAACAGCAACGUCAACCUCUGGAAACUGAACUCAGAAUGUAAAGCUAGAAGAGAAGCCACUAAGCAUUUUGUCCAAUGUGCUGAUUGUGCCUGCUCACUGCCAUGCUGAUAAUGAUAGUUUGAAUUCUGUGAAAUAUUUUCGUUAAAAAAAUCUCUUUCCACCUACAAAGCAAUAUAAUGUUUAAUAGAUUCAUAAUAACAUUUCUCCUCUUCAAUCCAUAAAUUCUUUUUACUAUCCAUUUUACCAUCUGCCAUUAUCUUAUAAUAUGUAGUGAAGUGCCAGUUGUUUUCCAUAAUAACAUUGAUUUGUGUUUCUUAGCUGGUUCAAAUUGGUGUUUUACUGAUGUUUUUAGAGCAGAAACUGAAAAUUGUGAUGUAUUGCUGUGUGUUAGACUACUACAAGUUCUUGAAUUCUGAUGAUUAUUAUUGAUUAAUGAUAGUUAACUUUUCAUGUUACCUAAGACUUGUAUAUGAGCAACUGUCUUGAGCAAAUUGUUUAUAUUUGCAUGUAGAUACAUACAUUAUGCUCCUCUAUCUGUGUUAUGAAUUGACUUUUUUUUUUCAUUUCUGCCUAAAAAUGAUAGAAAAGUAAAAGGCAAAAAUUUCCAAGAUUUUUGCUCCGAUGUUAUAUUUCCUCCAUGCAGUUACUUUAACACUAGAGGUAUGGAUGAAUCUAAGUGUGUUAUUAUGUCCUACAAUUUAAAUGUUUUAUAUUGUCACUUCAUAUCAUACCAGAUAUUUUGUAUAUGAAUAAACCUUGUUUUAUAUUUGAUCA